Triplophysa dalaica is the source of this 3086-nucleotide messenger RNA. Its product is annotated as cingulin-like protein 1. NCBI's taxonomy places the organism in Eukaryota, Metazoa, Chordata, Actinopteri, Cypriniformes, Nemacheilidae. Gene Ontology annotation, cellular component: myosin complex. The coding region runs from base 221 to 2800 and encodes 859 amino acids. The record is from RefSeq and is a predicted model, not a curated record. The transcript is spliced from 19 exons.
CGCCCAGGUGUGAAAGUAACCGCGCGCUGCCAGCGGGAUCAUCAGAUACACCUGCAGCACUCGAGGACUCAGACAGCGAUCGGACUUAACGUGUGUUGCUGAACCAGAGGAACAUCAGUCUGAAACACCUCACGACAGAAAGAGAAACUAUAAAUCAAGGCUGUUAAAGAGCAGGUGUGAGGUGCAGAAGUGCAUUGUGGGUAAAAUCUCUCUCUCGUGAAUGAGUUUCACUUGUAUACAAACACAGACGGCAAAGACCGACCGAGCCACUGACGGACUGACAAACGGGAUGCCAGGAAUGACCGAGCAGGAGAACAGAAUGGGAACAGACAACAAACAUAUCUCAGAGCCCAACACGGGCACUUCAAAAUCACACACGGGCACAAGAAUGAGCGUCGCCAUGGAGAACGAGGACAGAAAAUGGACCAAUCUGACGCGAUCCGGAAGCGUGAAAAACCUCAUCUACAAGUUCUCGGGUUCCAGCGGCAAAGGGCAGAACGUGCCCAGUGGGUCGGGGGUCAAAGGUCAAGAGCAGAAGGAGGGCACGAAGAGCGGAGAGACCAGCCGAGCUGACAAACAGAACCUUGAAAGCGAAGUCAGAAAGAGAAACCAGACCGCAGAAGAAUCCAGAAUGCACGAUCAGGAUUACUCCAAAACAAACAGCCCAGACGACGACACGGAGGACAAAUCCAAAGACGAGAAGAUGUCACAGGACAAAUCCCAGCACUACACAGACAGACCGAUUGUGGUGGUUUCUGGUCCGCAUUCUAACUACAACGGCGAUAAGAGGUCAGAAGUUGAACCAGCCAUCCCCAAAAUCCGCCCGAACCCCAAGUAUGAGCUGUUCCUCGGGUCCAAUGGUACCAGCGCCGCCAAUGGUUCGGUGGGAGGUGAGGGUGCUAGUAACCUGCUGAAAAUCAAUCCCAGCAUCCGCGGCUCCAUGGACUCGCUGUCAUCACGAGACUGGGACAGUAUGUCAGACAGAACGGGAGGAUUUGAAAGCCCACCCAGAGUAUUUAACAGUCCGUAUGCAACAAUGUCACUGGACUACAAUCCUCCGAACAGAAUGUCUGACUUCAGGCACACACAGGAUGUGAUGUCAUCUGGCGUCUCAGAGCUCAACCUGUUCAGAAGCGUGAGUCCGGGUCACAGUCCUAUAAUGCCCCAUCGCUCGCGCAUUUCUAACUACGACAGUCUGACGCGCAGACGAGAUGUACAGCCGCCUCCGGGUCAAUUCAUCGCUCGAAACAGUCAGCCGAACAAGCGUGACUUCAUCCAGGAGCUCACCAGGCAGCUGGAGGACUGUCAGAGGAGGAACCAGUUUCUGGAAGCGGAGAGCGUGGUGAUGGAGAAAGAGAGGAAUCAGAUCCGCUUCGAGAUGAGAGGACUGCUGGUGAACAACGAAGAUCUGCUGCGAACAAACACUCAGAUGCAGGGAGAGCUGAACCGCAUGAGAGAGAGAAUCGUGGAGCUGGAGAGCAACAAUAACGUCACGAUCGAGCGUUUCAAACAGAUGGAGAUUGAGCUGAAGGAGGCGCGUGAGGUGAUGCUGGAGGCCAACACACAGGAAUACGCCUUCAACUUCCUUCAACAGUCUCUCAAGAACCGGAUCGACGACACAGAGGAAGCUCUGAAGAAACAAACAGAUCAUUCUCAGCUUCUCUCAGAGAAACUCUGGUUGGCUGAACGUAACCUGGAGGAGCUCGAACUGGAGAAAGAAAACAAAGCCAAGAAAGUUUUAGAGUUCAGCAGCAGUGUGUCCACCCUGGAGACUGAGCUGGCAGACGCUCUUCAGGAGAGUAAUCAGGCCCGAUCAGAACUGAGUCUGCAUGUGAAACUGCGAGCGGAUGCGCAGCUGAGAGUGGAGGAGCUGGAGGAGAGCAUCCUGGAGAAAGAUCAAGAACUCAUGCGUCUCACUCAGAUCGUCAGCAGACUGCAGGGAGAGGUGACGUAUAAGUUGAGCGAUAAGCAGCAGACGCUGGAGGAUGAAAUUCAACUGCGUGAGCGUGCGCAGCUGCAAUGCAAACAGGCCGAGAGAACGGUGGAAGAGCUGCGCAUGGAGCUGCAGACGCUGACUCAGUCCAAAGAUGAGCUCUCCAAACAACUCAAACUAGCACAGGAGAGCAUCAUUGAUCUGGAGGGUGAUCUAGAAGAACAGCAGGAGAACGAGCAGAGAUGGGCAUCCAAACACAAGAGAGCUCUGGAUCAGACGGAACAACUGCAGAUGAAACUCAUUCAGGAGAAAGAUAUGAACGAGCAGCUGGAGUGUGAGAAGGUUAUCCUGGAGAGACAGUUACGUGAUGUGCGCAUGCAGAUGGAGGAACUUCAGAAUAACAGAGUUGAAGUGGAUUCAAUCAAUCGAGCUGAGAUUAAAGCUAGAGAACUGGAGAACAUUCUCCGGACUGAAGAGAGGAGUAAAGUGGUUUUGACAAACACCAUCAGUAAACUGGAGAGAAAGAUUCAAGAGCUGUCGGAUCAGAUGGAGGAAGAUCACAAGAUCUCUACAGAGCAGAAAGACCUGAUGACACAGCGCAUUCGUUCACUGAAGAGACAGCUGAAUGAGGCGGAGGAAGAGACGAGUCGCCGGGAAGCUCAGUACAGACACACACAGAGAGAACUGAAUGAAGAGAGAGAGAGCAACAGCAGACUACAGAGACAACUGCUGGACCAACACCUGCAGACCAAGAGGAACGAGUCGAGACAAACUCUAGAAAAGCUCAAACUUCUGGAUCUGAGUAUAGAUGAGGAGGACGAGCAGACGCAACCAGAACCCUCAGAGAAAAACAUCACACAGGUGUGACACACUCCACAAAACAUGAUGGACCCAAACAAACAAACAAACGUGUACACGAGUCUGGACAUGUGUCUGCUGUCCGCUGCUGCUUCACUCCUCAUCAAGCUUCAAAACAUCCCAAACUAUCAAAACCAGAUCGCAUAAACUCCUUCAGUCCAGACUGCAUCUAAAACCAGAUCAACAUUAAAUCAGGAAAUGACAUGAACUGAGGACAAACUGUUCAGGAUUAUAGGAAUGUUGUGGUUUUUCUAAUACAGUUUAUGGAAAGAAAGAAAGAAAGAAAGAAAGAAAG